AUGCUAAUAUUGGCAAUUGGCGAUUUGCAUAUACCCGAGAGAGCCAUAGACCUCCCUCUCAAGUUCAAGAAAUUGCUUACUCCUGGCAAGAUCCAGCAGGUUUUAUGCUUGGGAAAUGUCAUAUCUUCAAUAACUACUCUAGAGUUUCUUAAGAAAAUCUCAAAGGACUUUCAGUUGGUGAAGGGUGAGUACGAUAUCGACAACUACAACACAGGCUCCAGCAGUGUGGCCAACAAUGAUCAGUUGAGAAUUGGUGUCUUGAAUGGCUUCAACAUUGUACCUCAAAACGACCCAUUGUCAUUAUUGAUUCAAGCUAGGCAAAUGGACUGUGACAUUUUGCUUUGGGGUGGAACUCACAGAGUUGAAGCCUACACUUUAGAUGGCAAGUUUUUUAUAAAUCCUGGAAGUGCAACAGGUGCUUAUUUGACAAGAGAAAUUGAAGAUGAUGACGAUUAUGAUGACGAAGAUGAAGACGAGAAUGACAAUGACGAAGAUGAUGAAAUAGAUGAAGAGAGAUAUAAAGAAACUCAAAAGAACUCAAAGGAUGGCAAAAAUUCAGCCAUAUCAAACGAUAAAAGUAAAAAAGAUAAAACCACUUUUAAAGAAUCUGAUUCAAACUCUGACAUAGAUUCUGAUUCUUCUGAGUCUGAAUUUGAAGAUGAAGAUGAGUUAAUUGAACCAAUUCCAAGUUUUUGUUUAUUAGAUGUUCAAGGCUCAGUCUGCACCCUUUAUAUCUAUACUUAUAUUGACGACGAAGUUAAAGUCGAUAAAGUUACAUAUCGUAAAGAGUAACUAGUAAUUAUAAUUUUAUCUUAAUGUCAACGUUAAUAUAGUAAAAUGAUAACAGUUGGUUUUUGUAGUUCUACUCUCUAACCCUUGAUUUUCCACUCCCAAUUCAAUGUCAAUUUCUUGUUUCCAGCUUAAUGAUCAUUUAUUUUGUUCCUGCUUAUUUUAUAUUUAUAUCAUUCUGUUCAUCUUUUAAUCUUUCUAUAGAUCCUAUAUCAAAUAAAAAUCUGUCUUUAUAAUUGUUUUCUUAU
Messenger RNA from Ascoidea rubescens DSM 1968, 1037 nucleotides. It is a transcript of the gene VPS29, whose product is annotated as retromer subunit VPS29. The record is from RefSeq and is a predicted model, not a curated record. Bases 1 to 792 code for a protein of 263 amino acids. Lineage: Eukaryota; Fungi; Ascomycota; Saccharomycetes; Ascoideales; Ascoideaceae. Gene Ontology annotation, biological process: retrograde transport, endosome to Golgi; intracellular protein transport. The transcript is spliced from 3 exons. Gene Ontology annotation, cellular component: endosome; retromer complex.